Molecule: messenger RNA, 1624 nt
Organism: Pelagomonas calceolata
Lineage: Eukaryota; Pelagophyceae; Pelagomonadales; Pelagomonadaceae
Source: the annotation of a GenBank genome assembly
GCACUUCUCAGUGGGCGGUGCUCUCACAGCUCUGGCAAGGGCGAUAUAAUCUCUCAGCGCGACGCCAGCCGACGCGCUAACCUGUCAACGGAGACAACAACAUCUCACUCGCCGCAUAACCACUGCUGCACAGCACCACAAUGCCAUCCGAGCUGGAAACGCUGCGGCAACAAGUCGAGGCCGAGAAGCAAAAGCAGGAGCUGGCACGUCUGCGCGCCGCCGUCGCCGACGAGAAGCGCAAACAAAAGGAAUCCGGCGAGGUCGCGGAGCUGAAGGCGGCGCUGGCCAAGGAGCGCGCGCGCCGCGCGCCGCCGGCCGAGGAGCCGCCGAAGAAGAAGAAAAAGGCCCGGCGCGGCGCGCGCAAGUCGUCGAGCAAGGAGCCCGCAGCGGCGACCGCCGUGGCGCCGCCCGCCGCGGCCGCGACCGCCGCGGCGGUCGUCGCCUCCUUGCCCGUGGCGCCGGCCGCGACGACGACCGCCGCGUCCAUCGUCGGCGCGUUGCCCGUGUCGCCGGUGGCGCCGCGCGCCUCGGCGCCGGCCGCCCCUGAAGCUAAACCGCAACAAGCGACGCCGGCGACGACGCCGCAGCUCGGCGCCUGGGCCGCGCUCGCCGCGCAGACGGCGGCGAGCGAGCGCUACCGCGCGGCGGCGGCGCGCCUCGACGCGCUCGCCGCCGCGGCGCCGGCCGCGUGGGUGCGGUCGCGGCCCUACGGCGCGUGGUGCGCGCACCUGCCGCAGGCGCUGGCCAUCGACUGCGAGAUGUGCGUCACCGAGGACCCCGCCACGGGCGCGCUCGACGGCAAGGCCCUCGUCCGCAUCUCCAUCGUCGACGCGUCGCGGCUCGACGCGUGCGCGGCGGCGGCCGCGGCGGGCGCGCACGACGACGUCGUGCUCGACUCGCUCGUGAAGCCGUCGCUCCCGAUCAAGGACGCCGUCGAGCGCGUCCACGGCAUCAAGGCCUCGGACCUCGACGGCGUCGCCUUCACGCUGGCGCACGCGCAAGCCGCGCUGGCGCAGCUCUGCUCGGACCGGACCGUGCUCAUCGGCCACGCCGUCGCGAACGAUCUGGAGGCGCUGCGCUUCCGCCACGGCUGCAUCGUGGACACGUCCGUCGCCUACGGCGUCGUCGGCGCGGCCGCGGGCGUCGCGCCAAGUCUACGCGACGUCGCCGCGGCGGUCCUGCCGCCCGCCCAGGACGCCGUGAACAAGAGCGCGACGCACGACUCCCGCGUCGACGCGCGGACGGCCGCGCUGUGCGCCUACCACUUGAUCGGCGGGACCGAGACGCUGCCCAAGGCCGUGGCGCGGCGCAAGCACGCGCGCGAGGAGCGGUCGCUCUUCGCGCACCGCAUCCCGGCGGGCGUCGACGACGCCACGCUCAAGGCGGCCGUCGAGCGGACGACGGGCGUCGCGCUCGCGGCGGACGCGACGAUCGCGCGCGGCGACGCCUAUGGCAAGUGCGCCCUCGUCUUCAAGUCGCCGCUCCACGCGCAGCUCGCCUUUGACACGCUCGCCGGGCCCGCGGAGGAGGACACGUCGGGGCGGCCCCAGAAGAAGAUCUACCUCGACGACGGCGGGGGCUCGGGGAAGAGGCCGUAUUGUAAGGUGAGGCCUUUUUAAUUAAU